This is a messenger RNA of Oncorhynchus mykiss (rainbow trout), 4892 nucleotides long. The record is from RefSeq and is a predicted model, not a curated record. NCBI's taxonomy places the organism in Eukaryota, Metazoa, Chordata, Actinopteri, Salmoniformes, Salmonidae.
AAGAGCUCGUUACUCCAACGUGUAGAGAUGUGAUUGUGAAUGCGGCGUGUAGAGUCGACAGGACUCAACUGUAUUAGUUAGUCAUCAAUGGGGAGAUUUAGCUAGCUACACAUACGGGGAUUGCUAAACCUGAAUCAUGCACAUCGUCAUUACAUCUAACUGGGAGUGGAGCAGAAAUUGUGCAAGAUAUGGAUAGGAGUUAUCUUUGGUUCUAGAGAUUGCGCGGUUGUUGCUCCGAGUCAAGUUUCCAGCAAGUCCCAUAUUCCAUAAUGCUUCACGAGGACUCGACUCAUUGGAACCAUGUGCACAUUUCCUCACGUGUGUUUCAUGUUGAAGCGGUGAGGCUGGGAUAAAACGGGAAAAUUAGCAAACAACAAGCAACCGUGCAGAUAUAUAUAUAUAUUUAUUUUUUGGGGGGGUCGUAGACUUUCUGUGAUUUCUGAAGUCGAGGAGGAAGGUGUGGACGGUAGUUGUGAUCCAGCUCAAAUAAAUCAGAAACAUGGGGAACGCAGGGAGUAUGGACCAACAAACUGAUUUCAGGGGACACAACAUGCCUUUGAAACUGCCGAUGCCGGAGCCAGGUGAAUUGGAGGAGAGAUUCGCAAUCGUUUUGAAUUCGAUGAACCUUCCUCCAGACAAAGCGCGACUACUGCGGCAGUACGACAACGAGAAGAAGUGGGAGCUCAUCUGUGAUCAGGAACGAUUCCAAGUGAAGAACCCACCUCACACAUACAUCCAGAAGCUGAGGGGUUAUCUGGACCCAGCGGUCACCAGGAAGAAAUUCCGACGGAGAGUGCAGGAGUCCACCCAAGUCCUGAGAGAACUGGAAAUUUCGUUAAGGACAAAUCACAUAGGGUGGGUGAGAGAAUUCCUCAACGACGAAAACAAAGGCCUGGAUGUGUUGGUGGAGUAUCUUUCUUUUGCGCAGUACGCUGUCACGUUUGAUGGCGACAGCGCGGAGAACAACCUGGAGAAGUCGGUGGACAAGCCCUGGAGCAGAUCCAUAGAGGACCUGCACGGGGGGAGUAACUUCCCGUCCCCCGUCAACGGGAACAGCAUCUCCCGCGCCGGGCGACACUCCACGCUACGGACGCCAAGCUCUUUAAAAUGCCCAAAGUGUUCUCAAGGACGAUGUUGCAACACGUUGCCGAGCCGGAGAACUCUGAAGAACUCCCGGCUGGUCUGUAAGAAGGACGACGUUCACGUCUGCAUCAUGUGCCUGCGAGCCAUCAUGAACUACCAGUACGGCUUCAACAUGGUGAUGUCCCACCCGCAUGCUGUGAAUGAAAUUGCACUAAGUCUCAACAAUAAGAAUCCCAGAACCAAAGCUCUCGUGUUGGAGUUACUGGCCGCCGUGUGUCUCGUCAGGGGAGGACACGAAAUCAUCCUCUCUGCGUUCGACAACUUCAAGGAGGUGUGUGCUGAGACACAGAGGUUCGAGAAGCUAAUGGAACACUUCAAGGACAUGGACAACAACAUUGACUUUAUGGUGGCGUGUAUGCAGUUCAUCAACAUCGUGGUCCACUCAGUAGAGGACAUGAACUUCAGGGUUCACCUGCAGUACAACUUCACCAAGCUCUGUCUGGACGACUACCUGGACAAGCUGAAGCACACGGAGAGUGACAAGCUGCAGGUGCAGAUCCAAGCCUACCUGGACAACGUGUUUGACGUGGGCGCCCUGCUGGAGGACGCCGAGACCAAGAACGCCGCGCUGGAGCGGGUGGAGGAGCUGGAGGAGAACAUGUCACAUAUGACGGAGAAGCUGCAGGACACGGAGAACGAGGCCAUGUCCAAGAUCGUGGAGCUGGAGAAACAGCUGAUGACGCGCAACAAGGAGCUCGACGCCGUCCGGGAGGUGUACAAGGACGCCAACUCGCAGGUGCACACGCUGCGGCGGAUGGUGAAGGAGAAGGACGAGGCCAUCCAGAGGCAGUGCAACCUGGAGAAGAAGAUCCACGAGCUGGAGAAGCAGGGCACUAUGACGGUCCAGAAGAAGGGCGACGGGGACAUCUCCAUCCUGACCUCGCCGCCCGCCCCCGGGGGCCCGCUGGUGGCCGGAUUUGAGGGUGUACCAGGGGGCUAUAACGGGGGUGCGGUCAGCCCGAUGGGGUCGAAUGGGAUCCCGGGAAUGCCCGCGCCGCCCCCUCCUCCUCCCCCACCACCUGUGCCUGUGCCAAAUGGACCAUUGGCUGGCCUCGCCGCUCCUCCCCCUCCCCCGCCGCCCCCGCCUCCCCCUGGCCCUAUGGCGGUGCCUGCCCCCCCGCCCCCUCCUCCACCCCCCAUGGCCCCACCGCUGCCCGGCUGUGGAUCCCCCACUGUCAUCUUCAACUCAGGGUUAGCAGAGGGACCCAUCAAACUGUUCUCCGUGAAGAUUAAGAAGCCCAUCAAGACCAAGUUCCGUUUGCCGGUGUUCAACUGGGUGGCACUGAAGCCCAACCAAAUCAACGGCACCGUGUUCAACGAGAUCGACGACGAGAGGAUACUGGAGGACCUGAACGUGGAUGAGUUUGAGGAGAUGUUCAAGACGAAAGCCCAGGGCCCGGCCAUCGACUUGGCCGUGAGCAAGACCAAGAUCAUCCAGAAGGGUCCCAACAAGGUGGCGCUGCUGGACGCCAACCGGGCCAAGAACAUGGCCAUCACCCUGAGGAAAGUGGGCAAGGCCCCCGAGGAGAUCUGCAAGGCCAUUCAGCUGUUUGACCUGCGCACCCUGUCGGUGGACUACGUGGAGUGUCUGAUGCGCUUCCUGCCCACGGAGAACGAGGUGAAGAUCAUGCGUCAGUACGAGAAGGAGCGGAAGCCCGUCGAGGCUCUGACGGACGAGGACCGCUUCAUGAUGCACUUCAGCAAGAUCGAGCGGCUCAUGCAGAAGAUGACCAUCAUGGCCUUCAUAGGCAACUUCUGCGAGAGCGUUCAGAUGCUGACGCCGCAACUUCAUGCGAUCAUCGCAGCAUCUGUGUCAAUAAAAUCCUCACAGAAACUGAAGAAAAUUCUAGAGAUUAUCUUGGCUCUCGGAAACUACAUGAACAGCAGUAAAAGGGGAGCGGUAUACGGUUUUAAACUACAAAGUUUAGAUUUGCUACUAGACACCAAGUCGACAGACCGGAAAAUGACACUGCUGCACUACAUAGCCAACGUGGUGAAGGAGAAAUACCAGCAGGUCAAUCUGUUCUACAACGAACUGCAUUACGUGGAGAAGGCCGCAGCAGUGUCGUUAGAGAACGUUCUGCUGGAUGUGAAGGAGCUCCAGCGGGGAAUGGACCUGACCAAGAGAGAGUACAGCAUGCACGGUCACAACACCAUGCUCAAAGACUUCAUCACACACAACGAGGGCAAGCUGAAAAAGCUGCAGGACGACGCCAAGAUCGCACAGGACGCCUUCGACGAGGCGGUCAAAUUCUUCGGCGAGAAUUCCAAAACGACGCCCCCGUCUGUGUUCUUCCCGGUGUUUGUGCGCUUCGUCAAGGCCUACAGGCAAGCGGAGGAGGACAACGAGCAGAAGAAGAGAGCGGAGCAGAUGAUGAUGGAGAAACGUCUGGAGCAGGAGGCCAUGAUGGACCAGGAGGACAAGAAGUCUCCGUCCCAUAAGAACACCCGGGGCAGGAGUCAGCAGCAGGAGGUGAUAGCUGAGCUGAGGAAGAAGCAGGUGAAGGAUACGGGCAGCCGCCACGUCUACGAGGGAAAGGACGGAGCCAUCGAGGACAUCAUCACCGUGCUGAAGACAGUGCCCUUUACCGCCCGCACAGCCAAACGGGGCUCUCGGUUUUUCUGCGAGCCGGUUCACAAUGAGGAGAGCCAUUACUAAAGCUUAGAACUCUCUCUCUCUGAAAGAUCUUCGCAAUCAGCCUUACAGGCGAGCCGACGCGGUGAGGAGGAGCGUCAGGAGACGCUUUGACGACCAGAACUUGCGGCCGGUCAACAACUCUGAAGUCGUCAUUUGACGAGGGAGAAGUGCAUGUGUUAGGGGCGGAGGGGGAGUGAUGUGGAAAGUGUAGCAGUCUCUCACUCUUAAGGACUGAAGGAGAGAUGAUGGGUCUGACAGGUCAGUUAUAGGGAACCUUAGACAAGCAAAGUGCCUAAAACGUACUUGUGUUCAGUUGUUGUUUUGCCUCCUGUUUGUCUGUCUUGUGAUUUUUAUUUUUUUAUUACUUCAAGCAAUACAACUUGAUCUGGCUUUGUGUUUUCCUUUGAUAUGUAAAACUGGACACAGACGUCUGUAGCAGGGAUUCCUGAAAGAAGUGUAGAAUGUAACGGGUCACGGUUCCCUUAGCUGUCGAAAGGUAUUCCGCCACAGGGGAUGAAUAUGGUAUUUCAUAGCUAGUAUCUUACUACAUUCCUGGUGCUACUGCCAUCACUCUUAGAAAUUACACAAUGUGCUCAAGUGGCACUUUAAAGAACGCAUGAGCUUUUCCAUUGUUACUAAAGGGCUAAUGUACUUUUUAAAGGGGACAUACACUAUAUAUACAAAAGUAUGUGGAUUUGUCUGUUUCAGCCACACCCGUUACUGACAGGUAUAUAAAAUCAAGCACACCGCCAUGCAAUCUCCAUAGACAAACAUUGACAGUGGAAUGGCCUUACUGUAGAGCUCAGUGACUUAACGUGGCACCGUCAUAGGAUGCCCCCUUUCCAUCGAGUCAGUUCGUCAAAUGUAUGCCCUGGUCGACUGUAGGUGCUGUUACUGUGAAUUGGAAACGUCUAGGAGCAACAACAGCUUAGCCGUGGUAGACUACGCAAGCUCGAAGAACGGAACUGCCGAGUCCUGAAGGCAAGUCAAUGUAAAUAAGAAUUUGUUCUUAACCGACUUGCCUGGUUAAAUGAAAAUUGUCUGUCCUCGGUUGCAACACUCACUACAGAGUUCCAAACUGCCUCUGGAAGCAACGUCAGCACAAUAACUG